Messenger RNA from Arachis ipaensis, 2751 nucleotides. The record is from RefSeq and is a predicted model, not a curated record. NCBI's taxonomy places the organism in Eukaryota, Viridiplantae, Streptophyta, Magnoliopsida, Fabales, Fabaceae.
CAUUGUUCAUAAGCUCAUAUAUAUUUAUCCAUUUCCCAUUUAGUUGCGUUAGUGAUUAUCGCCACAGUAGAUUCUCUAAAAGAUCAGUUUUUUUUCCGCUGAUUUUCCUCGCAGCAAUUCAUACUCCAACCUGAUCUACUACUUUGCCCUUUCCAGCUAGAAUUUUUGAGACUUCCAACAGUAUUUUUCUCCCCUUUGUUUCCUCUUCCACUUUUGUUGGAUUCUGACAUAGUCGUAUUCUAGUUCAUGUUCCUGUUUUCUCAAUCGUAGUUGUUGUAUUAUCUGCUGAAGUUUAUUGGGUAUGUUUUCUUAUUGAGCUCUGUUGGGGUUUGAAGUGAAGGUUUUUCCUUUUACUUUUCUUUAAUCUUAUUUAUUUAUUAGCUCUUUGGGAUAUUUCUUUGCAUUUUGAUCAUUCCCUCUUGAUCCGGGAGUUCUAGUGCAAGUGUGGUUUUCCCUUUUUUCUGGGGUUUUGAAGUGGAAGUGGGAGUUCGGUUGAUUUGGAUUAUACCCGAGAGAAGGGGCUGGUUGAUGCAGCUUUUGCUUAAAUAAUUAAAAGUUCUUUUAUGCUUAGUUUUGAAGAUGCUGCCUGAUCAGAGAAAAAAGUCAUCUGUGGAAGUAGACUUCUUUACUGAAUAUGGUGAAGGGAGCAGAUACAGAAUAGAGGAAGUAAUUGGUAAAGGAAGCUAUGGUGUUGUUUGUUCUGCAUAUGAUUCUCACACAGGAGAAAAAGUUGCAAUUAAGAAAAUCAAUGACAUAUUUGAACAUGUUUCUGAUGCUACUCGCAUUCUUCGUGAGAUUAAGCUUCUUAGACUCUUACGUCAUCCGGAUAUUGUGGAGAUCAAACAUAUUUUGUUACCACCUUCUAGAAGGGAAUUCAAAGAUAUAUAUGUUGUUUUUGAACUCAUGGAAUCUGAUUUGCAUCAGGUCAUCAAAGCAAAUGAUGAUCUGACACCAGAGCAUUACCAGUUUUUCCUCUAUCAGCUUCUCCGAGGCUUGAAGUAUAUACAUACAGCAAACGUUUUUCACCGAGACCUAAAGCCAAAAAACAUUCUAGCAAAUGCUGACUGCAAACUGAAGAUUUGUGACUUUGGUCUUGCCAGAGUGGCUUUUAAUGAUACACCCACUGCCAUAUUCUGGACAGAUUAUGUUGCAACAAGGUGGUAUAGGGCCCCUGAGCUGUGCGGAUCCUUUUUUUCGAAGUAUACACCAGCUAUAGACAUAUGGAGCAUUGGCUGCAUUUUUGCAGAACUUUUGACUGGAAAGCCUCUUUUCCCUGGGAAGAAUGUUGUCCAUCAAUUGGAUCUCAUGACUGAUCUUCUUGGAACACCAUCUCUUGAAGCCAUUGCUAGGGUAAGGAAUGAGAAAGCUCGGAGAUACUUGAGCAGCAUGCGCAAGAAGAAGCCAGUUCCUUUCUCCCAGAAGUUUCCUAAUGCAGACCCCCUUGCUCUUCGUUUAUUAGAAAGAAUGCUGGCCUUUGAGCCUAAAGAUCGGCCUUCUGCUGAAGAGGCGUUAGCGGAUCCAUAUUUUAAAGGCUUGGCCAAGGUUGAGAGAGAACCUUCUGCCCAGCCAGUUACAAAGAUGGAAUUUGAGUUUGAGAGACGCAGGAUAACAAAGGAAGAUGUACGAGAACUUAUAUACCGUGAGAUUCUAGAGUACCAUCCAAAGAUGUUAAAGGAAUUUCUAGAGGGAGCAGAGCCAACAGGUUUCAUGUAUCCUAGUGCUGUGGACCACUUCAAGAAACAAUUUGCAUAUCUUGAGGAGCAUUACGGCAAAGGUGGAACUGUUGUUCCACCAGAGAGGCAACAUGCAUCGUUACCCAGACCAUGUGUGUUGUAUUCAGAUAACUCGGUACAGAAUACGGCUGAGGUGGCAAAUGAUCUAUCCAAGUGUUGUAUCAAAGAAGUUGAGAAACCACCCAUGGAUAGGAGCAGCGCUGUCCCUAUGACUCGCCUUCCUUUGCAAGCUCCUCAAAAUAUUCAAGGUGCUGCGGCAAGGCCUGGAAAAGUUGUUGGUUCAGUAAUACGCUACAACAACUGUGGGGUAGCAGUAACAGCAGAGACUGAGCAGCGGAGGGUUGUUAGGAAUCCAACUGUUUCAGCUCAGUAUGCUGCUUCGAGCUGCUCAUAUCCGAGGAGAAGCAACCCUAGCUGUAAAAAUGAGAGGGCGGAAGAUGAUGGGAUUGAAGGCUCGAACGGACUGCAGCCAAAGCCUCAAUACAUGGCAAGAAAAGUUGCAGCUGCUCAAGGAGGACCUGGUGGUCAAUGGUAUUGAACAUUGGAUAUGAUGAACAUGUGGCCAACAACAACUGCAUUGCGCUAUGAAGCUCUCCUACACACUUAAUCUUUGAUUAUCUUAAAAGUAAUUUGAAGUGGCAUAACCUUGAUCACCAUGAAACAGCUGAAGAGCUUUAAGAGACUCAAGAUUUUAAGAAGUUUGUAGCUCUUAGGUCAUGCGAAAUUUGCAUAAUCAAUUUGAAAGUUAGAAGGGGUUCUCCCCAUGAUCCAAUUGAUGGUUUACUUUGCACUCUAAUUGGUUGAUUACAGAUAACUGAAGCCUGAAGCUAGAGUAGUUGCUUCACUGCAGAACAGAAGUCUUUAGUUUUGUAUUAUUAGUAUAUCAUUCAUUUGGCACAAUUCCAAUGAUAUAUGUAUUAUUUUAAUCUAAUCUUAGUCAAGAUCAAGGUACCCUCUUAUGUAUGUUCAACAAAGUGGCUAGAGAAUUUUAAUUCAACAAAUGCAUUAUCUUUCUCAA